Molecule: messenger RNA, 1602 nt
Organism: Durusdinium trenchii
Lineage: Eukaryota; Dinophyceae; Suessiales; Symbiodiniaceae
Source: the annotation of a GenBank genome assembly
AGCUCCCACGCGGGUUCCCGGCUUCCGACGGGUGCCCCGUGACUUUCAUCCCGCGCGCGUCAUCCCACCGCGCGGCGCUUCCAUGUUGUGGCCACGAGUCGCAACCUUGAUCUGGUAAGGAACCCCUCCGACGACCUCGAGAAACACCGUUCUCGACGAGGCGGUCGGAUGCUGGACGCUGGUUUGGUGCUCUACUCUGGGCUGGUGGUCCUCUUCAUUUGGCGAUUCCUUUCAGGAUGGAGACUCUGUGGAGCUUGGAUGGAAUAUGCCAACUACUGCAUGCUUCUCUAUAUGCUCCUGCUAGUCUUGAACGUCUAUGGAAUUUAUACCUUCAUUGAGUUGGCGAUGCAGCCCGAAGGUCAGAAGGUUUUUCAGUCGCUCCCGCGCUGGAUGAAGCCACUCAUGCUGGGGACGCCCUUCGCGGCAGUGGUCACAUACCUGUUGGCCUUCAUCCAGACCGGGCAACAUGUGAACGAGAUUCGCAAGGGCCAGGGCACGCUGAAACACGCCCCUCGGGGGGGACUUCGUGUUCGGUCGGAGGACCGUGCGGUGCAGAUCAUUGCACUACCAGCAGUGUUUGGGUGCAUGGCGAUGAAUGCUUUGACAAAGAUGUUUGAAGGCGCUGCCCAGUUCAACGUCGAGGAGCGCCUGGGUGUGGAAUUGCUGUCGCUGCAUCGACCGGCGAACCACACCGACGAGAACGCGACCCAGUUCUACUUGGCUCAGGUCGAGACCUGCUACCAGGUGGGUGAUUUGUACGAGGCCUGGGCGUUGUAUCAGUUCUGCAAGAUGACCCUGGAAAUUCUCAAGAGCUGUUUGGAGAAGAUGGCCAAGGAGCAGGUCCAGGAUGAGCGGCGGAGCGUGGCGUCGGGGCUGCUGGUGGCGCACAAGUCUUUGGCUGACAUUGCUUACACUGGCGUCUUCAUGUUUCUGGUGGUGUGUUGCGCGGAAGCCAGCUGGUCCUUGUACCUGCUCACCUUCACGAACCCGGAGGAGAAUUGGGGAGCUUACAACAGCCAGAUGGGGAAGUUCCAAGCAGCGGGUUUGGUGACUUCCAUGGCAGCGAUCUACAACCUCAACACGGUCGAGAUGGAAUUCCACGACUACUUUGAAAGCUUUACGCCGUUGCUGAAGUUCUUGACGGUGAAGAUCUUGCUGUCCUUGGCCUACUUUCAGAAGGGCUGCGUCUACGUGCUACAGACGGUGAACCGCUCGCUGCCCAACCUGCUGCAGUCGGUGAUUGCCGCGGUGCCCUUCGUUAAGGAGCUCGUGAGCAUGGGUGAUACUGAGUUCUACCUCUUCUAUUCCUCUCUGAUCCUCUACGAGUGCGUCUUGGGCGUCUUCUUUCAUUGGUUUGCUUGGCCGUCGGACGAGCAGUUCUACGGCUUCGAGCUCGAAGGCACCGAGGCCGAAAAAGCGCCCCUCCUCGAGAAGGCCUGAGUGGCCAGCCUUGCUGCAGACACCAGACAUCCGAAAAAAGGGGAGGAUUGGUGAGAGACCUUGGGCUGGAUGGGUUUGGAACAUGGAGACUUCACCUUGUCCAUGAAGACUGACUUCCCUUGCGUUCGCGCCAUGCGUAGGUUGGCCAUGAGGUUCCUCACG